Molecule: messenger RNA, 575 nt
Organism: Rubroshorea leprosula
Lineage: Eukaryota; Viridiplantae; Streptophyta; Magnoliopsida; Malvales; Dipterocarpaceae
Source: the annotation of a GenBank genome assembly
AUUAUAACAGGAUCCUAAACGCAAGGUCCAUAAACCUGUGAAACGUGUUUUAAGACUGGAAAUUGAGAGGCACCAGACAUCUAGUGCAGAGCUGGAAAAUAUUUCAGAAAGUGCCAGCAUGACCAAUGAAUCUAUGGACCUAGGGGAUCAAGUUACUGAUGCAAUGUUCAUUAAGAGCCCCAACAAUGGUUCUGAUGGGCCUCAGAGUAGCAAUUCCAAGUGGAUUCCUAAUGAUGAGAAAAAUGCAUCUGGAAAUGGAAACACUCAUGGAAAUCUGGAUCUCAAUGUUGGUGAUGUAAGCAGAAUGCCUUUCUUGCGUUUGUAUUUUCUUUUUAUAUUUUUGUUGCAUUUCAGUUGCUUAUUUGCAUGGCUGAUAUGAAACAACCAGGGAAUUUUUCUUGUGUUCUGUAAAUAUGGUUUGCCUAUUUCUUGAUUCAAUUCUGAAUGGAUAAAUGCCACAAUUGGCUUGGAGCAAAUUUAUCUAUCUAGCAUUGUAAUGCUGGCUAUAACCUUAGCACCGUAAGAUAUAUUAAGUCCAUAGACCAGAGAAUGAGUAAUUGAGGUGAGAGGUUUAC